This is a messenger RNA of Caretta caretta (loggerhead turtle), 1150 nucleotides long. It is a transcript of the gene GPR35, whose product is annotated as G protein-coupled receptor 35. Gene Ontology annotation, molecular function: chemokine receptor activity. Gene Ontology annotation, biological process: phospholipase C-activating G protein-coupled receptor signaling pathway; chemokine-mediated signaling pathway; positive regulation of Rho protein signal transduction. The record is from RefSeq and is a predicted model, not a curated record. Gene Ontology annotation, cellular component: plasma membrane. Lineage: Eukaryota; Metazoa; Chordata; Testudines; Cheloniidae.
UCGUUCUAUAGCAGAGGUGCAUCGUAAUGACAAACUCAACAAACUGCAACAACAGUCUAAAAUUGAGUUACAAUGUUCAGCUCGUUCAAGUCAUUAUUUAUGCCACAAUUUUCCCUUUUGGAGCCAUAUUUAAUGUCCUUGCCUUGUGGGUGUUCUGCUGCAAACUGAAAAAAUGGACAGAAACCAGGGUGUACAUGAUCAACUUGGUCAUUGCAGACUGUUCUGUAGUCUGCACCUUGCCUUUCACAAUUUACUUCCUCUGGAAUGAUUGGCAUCGUGACACGCUGUGCUUAACUAUACAGUCUAUAUAUUUAAUAAAUAUGUCCAUGAGCAUCUACAUUAUCACUAUCAUCUCAGUCGACCGAUACAUUGCCAUAAAGUUUCCUCUGAAGGCAAAGAGUUUAAGGUCACCAUGGAAGGCUGCUCUUAUCUGUGGGCUUCUUUGGGUAUCAACGAUAACUGGUCUGAUCGUAAAACAAAGGAGAAAUGAACGUUUGUGCUUUCAAAAGCUUUCCACAAAACCAUCAACCGGUUUUCUAUAUCUCUUCAUCUUCAUUUUUUUAAUUCCACUAAUAAUAGUGUGCUUUUGUUCCAUGCACAUCAUCAGGAGUCUUAAAAAAAAGAUUAUCUCCAAUUCACACAAAAAUAAGCUAAUCGAGAAAGCUAUCUAUAUUGUUUCUGCAAAUAUGAUUGUAUUUAUAGUGUGCUUUUUACCUGUCCAAAUUGGGAUGCUUGCUAGGUUUGUGAUGGAAAAAAAUUUAGUUAACUGUCUUGCAAUCCAGAAGAUUAGAACUUUUAUUACUGUUUCCACAUGUAUAGCAAAUUCUAACUGCUGCAUGGAUGCCAUUUGCUACUAUUUUGUGGCUAAGGAAUUUCAAGAAGCUUCUUUCUUUCAUAAGCCCAAAUCUCAUCACUCUGAGACAAAGCAAACCCCCACCUCUCAGUUGAGGACAUUCGAAAUGCUGAUAUAAAAAUAUUGCAACACCAAAGCCAGAAGUAAUAAGAGAAGCAAUGGGCUUAUCAAGCGUGGAAUAUUCAUAGCUGUGUUUAAUCUAUGAAAAUAAAAUCACCACAUACCACGCUGUUGUUAAUUUUAACAUGGUUUCCUGUAUAUACACAGCAUUAAACAAGUAACUGCUGUGACUGUACU